Durusdinium trenchii is the source of this 838-nucleotide messenger RNA. Lineage: Eukaryota; Dinophyceae; Suessiales; Symbiodiniaceae. The record is from the annotation of a GenBank genome assembly.
GAAGCAGUUUCUGCUGUACUCCAGAUCAUGCCAGAUGUUCAGCGCUCGACGUGAUAUCCUGUGUUUCUCAAUUGAUGCAAAGAACGUGGGCCCCGUUCUGACUGUCAGCUGCAGAACAACUGGACCCCCCCUGCAGCUUCUUGACACUUCUUGGUGCAAUUCCUCUGAUAGGACAAGCACAGUUCUCGGUGCCUCCUCCCUUCAUCUCAGAGAUGUCAGGCGGCUCCUGCGCGAGCUGCUUCAGAGGAUGCGGCAGAACCUCGAACGAGGGGAGCCCUGCCACGCGGAGCUGCCGGAGGGCGGCGGCUUCCGCAGCGCGCAAGAGCUGCGACGAUGCCUGGCGGAUGCAGUGGCGAAUGGGGAAGAGGAUCCGUUCCUGAAGCCCCUCUUCGCCCUGUACGAGGAGCUCGCUGACCUGGGCCACUCGCGCGAGGUCUCCGGACGAUGCGCGGCGUCCGCUCCGCCGCUGGCGUGCGACGAGCACGGCUGACCCGACAGUGGUUGCUCUCAGCCCGUCCUGAGUUCGUCCUUCCCUUUUUUCCCCGCGCCGCGGGGGACGUGAGCGUCAUCAGGACGAAGAUGAAUUCGACGAUCUGCAUCAGGGAUCGUCGAUCCGGUCCUUCGAUCUGCGAUCUGCGCUGAUCCGCCGUCGGAACUCGUGAUUUCACACGGAAUGGGAGAGGGGGCAAAGAGUCGAAGAGGUGAAGAACGGCGACAGAGAUCUUCGAGGGCGAAGAACGGUGCGAAAACGACACGGCGACAGUGGGGGGGUCCUGUGUGAGGGGUGUGGAAUCGAUUUGCCAUGUGGAUUCAUGGUCUCAGUCUCUGGCGCCUGCGG